AUGUUUGAGAGGAUGGGGAGGAGAGAGAAGCCAAGAGUGGAGCGAGAAAAAGCAAAGCAGCGAGCACAAGUCAAGAACAAGAACAAGAACAAGAACAAGGGUGGGCCUUCUUACCUGGCACCAGAGGAUGGUGACGGACUGUUGGGAGUCGUGGUAGCGGAGGAGGAGGAGGAGGAGGAAGACGAGGUGAAGCCCGCGCCGGCCGAGAGAAUCUGA
Messenger RNA from Phaeoacremonium minimum UCRPA7, 216 nucleotides. RefSeq lists its product as hypothetical. Lineage: Eukaryota; Fungi; Ascomycota; Sordariomycetes; Togniniales; Togniniaceae. The record is from RefSeq and is a predicted model, not a curated record. Bases 1 to 216 code for a protein of 71 amino acids. The transcript has a single exon.